UCUUCUUCUACAAAUGCUUCCAAACAGCAAGACGAGUUUCAACAUUCUCUCAUGGCUCCACCGUGGGUUCAAGAGCUCCAAAUUCCUCACAUAGACAUCCCCAUCACUAUUGACCGUAUGGUUCCAAUCAUGCCGGCAGGCCCUAUUCCUGCUGCCGAUGGCGAUUCCCUUUACCUAUCUAACCUCGACGAUGUCAUCGGAGCCCGUGUUUUCACUCCAACUGUCUACUUUUACCAGUUGGACAGCUUCAACUCCAGCGUGCCUGUAAUGGAAAUGCUUGGAGAAGCACUUUCCCUUGUUUUGGUUCCUUAUUACCCUUUUUCAGGCAGGCUCAGAGAAACCAAAAAUGGGAAGGUGGAAGUGUUCUUUGGACCAGAACAAGGAGCUCUAAUGGUAGAAGCUCACUCUGAAAUAACAUUGGACAGUUUAGGAAACAUAACGGUUCCAAAUCCGGCAUGGGAAUCAUUGAUCUUCAAGUUCCCAAAUGAGGAACCAUACAAAGUACUCGAGAUGCCAUUGCUCAUAGCACAAGUGACCCUUUUCAAAUGCGGGGGGUUCAGCUUAGGCUUGAGGCUCUGCCAUUGCAUCUGUGACGGCCUCGGCGCGAUGCAGUUCCUCAGCGCCUGGGCUGCCACGGCUAAAUCAGGAACACUGACAACCAACCCACACCCCUGUUGGGAACGAGAGUUUUUCAAGCCUCGUGACCCACCAAUUGUGAAAUUCCCCCACGUCGAGUUCAUGAAAAUUGACGAUGGCUCGAGCUUGACGAUGUCCCUCUGGAAAUCAAAACCCGUUCAAAGAUGUUACCGUAUCAGCCGCGAGUUCCAACUCUGGCUGAAAUUCCACGCCCAACCAGACGACAUGUCGGCUUGCUCGACCUUCGACGCCAUGGCCGCUCAUAUUUGGAGGUCAUGGGUAGAGGCGCUCGAUGUAAAACCAGUGGAUUACACACUCCGGCUAACGUUUUCAGUGAAUGCUCGACAGAAACUGAAAAACCCCCCAUUGAAGAACGGGUUCUACGGCAAUGUGCUCUGUCUCCCCUGCGUCACGAGCACCGUAUCGGAGCUUGUGAAUGACAAUCUCUCGAAGACGACCCGAUUGGUCCGUGAGGCAAGGAACGGCGUGUCGGAGGAAUAUGUGAAAUCGACGGUAGAUUACAUUGAAGUAGAUAGGCCGAGAAGAUUGGAAUUUGGAGGGAAAUUGACGAUCACGCAGUGGACUAGGUUUUCGAUCUAUGAAUCUGCGGAUUUUGGAUGGGGACGGCCAGUAUAUGCCGGCCCGAUCGAUCUGUCUCCAACGCCGCAGGUUUGUGUGUUCUUGCCGGAAGGGGCGACGGAAUCAAACGGCUCAAUGCUGGUCUGCAUUUGCUUGCCGGAAAAUGCUACCCAGAAAUUCACAGAGUUGUUGUGUAGGGUGAUGAUGGAUUAAGAUUUAGAGUCUAAUCGAACUAUUGAGAUGUAUUGUAAUACUCCAUAUUUGUGAUUCCGUCUCGUUCCAAAUCAUGGUUCGAAUUCUUAUAACUGUUUUUUUUUUUUUU
This is a messenger RNA of Cucurbita maxima (winter squash), 1537 nucleotides long. RefSeq names its product omega-hydroxypalmitate O-feruloyl transferase. The coding region runs from base 52 to 1428 and encodes 458 amino acids. The transcript has a single exon. The record is from RefSeq and is a predicted model, not a curated record. Lineage: Eukaryota; Viridiplantae; Streptophyta; Magnoliopsida; Cucurbitales; Cucurbitaceae. Gene Ontology annotation, molecular function: acyltransferase activity, transferring groups other than amino-acyl groups.